Puntigrus tetrazona (Sumatra barb) is the source of this 1451-nucleotide messenger RNA. It is a transcript of the gene eif3hb, whose product is annotated as eukaryotic translation initiation factor 3, subunit H, b. NCBI's taxonomy places the organism in Eukaryota, Metazoa, Chordata, Actinopteri, Cypriniformes, Cyprinidae. The transcript is spliced from 8 exons. The record is from RefSeq and is a predicted model, not a curated record. Gene Ontology annotation, molecular function: protein binding; metallopeptidase activity; translation initiation factor activity. Gene Ontology annotation, cellular component: cytoplasm; eukaryotic translation initiation factor 3 complex; eukaryotic 43S preinitiation complex. The coding region runs from base 205 to 1206 and encodes 333 amino acids.
AAAAACACAAUAACGUGGCGCAUAAAAAAAAUCACUUGUCACAUAUUGUUCUUUAUUGCUAUUGAUUUGUAAUUGCGUUCAUUUUUUCGAACGGUUUAACCCUUUUAUUGACUGGGUCCGAUUCUAACGAACGAUUCAUUUGUCGCUAUCAAGUUCAACGGAAGGGACCGGUUUAGCGGUUUUGUAUCACCGGAGCGCGUGAAGAUGGCAUCCCGUAAAGAAACACCGGCUGGAACAACCCUGUAUUCUCUCGUCAAAAAAAUCCAGAUCGAAGGACUGGUGGUGAUGAAGAUCAUCAAGCAUUACCAGGAGGAAGGUCAGGGCAGUGAGGUGGUGCAGGGGGUGCUGCUGGGGCUGGUGGUGGAGGACAGGCUGGAGAUUACCAACUGCUUCCCUUUCCCUCAACACACAGAGGACGACGCUGACUUUGAUGAAGUUCAGUAUCAGAUGGAGAUGAUGAGAAGUUUGCGGCAUGUGAACAUCGAUCAUCUUCAUGUGGGUUGGUACCAGUCAACUUUCUAUGGUUCUUUUGUCAGCCGGGCCCUUCUGGACUCUCAGUUCAGCUACCAGCACGCCAUCGAGGAGUCAGUCGUGCUUAUAUAUGAUCCCAUCAAGACAGCCCAGGGUUCUUUGUGUUUGAAAGCUUACAGGUUGACCCCAAAACUCAUGGAGAUCUGUAAAGAGAAGGACUUCUCAGCAGAUGGGCUGAAGAAGGCUAGCGUGGGUCAUGAGAACAUGUUCGAGGAGGUGCCCAUCGUCAUCAAGAACUCUCAUCUCAUCAACGUUCUGCUGUGGGAGCUGGAGAACAAAUCCACUGCUGCAGACAAACACGAGCUCUUAAACCUUUCCAGCGGCACUCAUCUGGAGAAGAGCCUGCAGAUGCUGAUGGACCGCGUGGAUGACAUGAAUCAGGACAUUGUCAAAUACAACAACUACUGCCGCAGUCUCAGCAAGCAACAGCAACAGAAACAUCAGUACAUUCAGAGACGGCAACAGGAGAACGCACAGAGACAGAGUCGAGGAGAGCCUUCGCUUCCUGAAGAAGACCUGAGCAAGAUGUUCAAGCCUCCGCAGACGCCUCCACGAAUGGACACCCUGCUUAUUGCUAGUCAAAUCAGCACAUACUGCCAAACCAUCAAGGAGUUCACAUCUCAAAACCUGGGCAAGCUUUUCAUGGCCGAAGCUCUUCAAGGAACAAGCAGCUAGACGUUGAUCGAGUCCGUUUGUAUGACUUUUUCUGUGUCUCAUUUUAAUACAGUCUUUUUAGUUUUUUAACACCACCAGACCAAAAUGUAAGCUCAUAGGUGUUUUGAUUCCCAUCGGAAAGCUCUUUUUAUUUAAGCAUGUACAGUUUAAAUGCAUAUUAUGCGCAACGGCAUGGACCAAACGGUGUGAAACAAUGUGUCAAAAGGGAAAUUUGACAAUAAAUUGAAUCCACUUUUGCUCAUUUA